This is a messenger RNA of Fukomys damarensis (Damara mole-rat), 1575 nucleotides long. RefSeq names its product pseudouridine synthase 3 (gene Pus3). NCBI's taxonomy places the organism in Eukaryota, Metazoa, Chordata, Mammalia, Rodentia, Bathyergidae. Gene Ontology annotation, molecular function: pseudouridine synthase activity; RNA binding. Gene Ontology annotation, cellular component: cytoplasm; nucleus. The record is from RefSeq and is a predicted model, not a curated record. Gene Ontology annotation, biological process: tRNA pseudouridine synthesis; mRNA pseudouridine synthesis. The transcript is spliced from 4 exons. Bases 109 to 1554 code for a protein of 481 amino acids.
GGCCUCGCGAGUGCGAGCGCCAGCAACAACUUCCUGCUUCGCGGAAGACUGCGAGGCCAGAGGACGCUAAGAACUGUAUGAUUCGCCAAUUCUUGGGGCUGUCAUACCAUGGCUGAAUCAGACACUGACAGAAACCAGAUUGAAAAACUCCUAAACAGAAUACAAGAACUGGAGCAGGAAGUACAAAGACUUAAAAAAGAACAACCCAACAACAUCAAAGACCCAAACGUUAAAGAAAAUUCUUCAGGAUCUGGAAAAGCUAAGCGUGCCUUUGAUUUCAGUGCCCACAGCCGAAGACAUGUAGCUCUAAGAAUAGCCUAUCUGGGCUGGGGAUACCAGGGCUUUGCUAGUCAGGAAAACACAGACAAUACCAUUGAAGAGAAACUAUUUGAGGCUCUGACCAAGACUCGACUGAUAGAAAGCAGACAGACAUCCAACUAUCACCGGUGUGGGCGAACAGAUAAAGGAGUUAGUGCCUUUGGACAGGUGAUUUCUCUUGACCUGCGGUCUCAGUUUCCAAGGGGCAAAGAUUCAAAAGAUCUUAAUUUAAAAGAUGAAGUCAGUGAUGAUGCCAAAGAGAUCCGUUAUACCCACAUUCUUAAUCGGGUACUCCCUCCAGACAUCCGUGUACUGGCCUGGGCCCCUACAGAACCUAGCUUCAGUGCUAGGUUCAGCUGCCUUGAGCGUACUUACCGUUAUUUUUUCCCUCGUGCCGAUUUAGAUAUUGUAAGGAUGAAUUAUGCAGCUCAGAAGUAUAUUGGCACUCAUGAUUUCAGGAACUUGUGUAAAAUGGAUGUAGCAAAUGGAGUGAUUAAUUUUCAGAGGACUAUUCUGUCUGCUCAAGUACAGCUAGUGGGGCAGAGCCUGGGUGAGGAGAAAUGGCAAGAACCUUUCCAGUUAUGUCAAUUUGAAGUGACUGGGCAGGCAUUCCUUUACCAUCAAGUCCGAUGUAUGAUGGCUAUCCUCUUUCUGAUUGGCCAAGGAAUGGAGAAGCCAGAAGUUAUUGAUGAGUUGUUGAAUAUAGAGAAAAAUCCCCAGAAGCCUCAAUAUAGUAUGGCUGUAGAAUUUCCUCUAAUCUUGUAUGACUGUAAGUUUGAAAAUAUCAAGUGGAUCUAUGAUGAGGAGGUUCAGGAGUUCAAUGUUACUCACCUACAGCAACUAUGGGCUAAUCAUGCUGUCAAAAGUCACAUGUUGUAUAAUAUGCUGCAAGGACUGGACUCUGUUGUGUUACCCUGUAGAACAGGACCAAAUGUGGAUGGAACAAUAGAAUGGAGAAACAUUAAGCCCUCUGUCAUAAAGCAGACCAGUGCCUUUGUAGAAGGAGUGAAAAUGCGCAAAUACAGGCCCCUCAUGGAUCGCCCUAAAUGCCAAGGAUUAGAAUCCCGGAUCCAGCAUUUUAUUCGUAGAGGACGCAUUGAGCACUCACAUCUAUUCCAUAAGGAAGAAACAAAAGCUAAAAGGGAUUGUCAUGACACACUGGAAGAAGAGAAUACUCUUUCAGAGAAAUCGAAAAAGAAGGUCUGUGUGGAUGGAGAAAUUAAGAGCAUCAUUUAAUCAUAGCAAACUUACUGGGAU